AUGAAAGGUAAUGAAACAGCCCAGAAGGUCAAACCUAAUCUAGUAUCUGGUGUUAUACGAAGAAUCACGUGGGCUUACUUAAGUCAAGACAAUGGACCAAAGUGUGUAGCCAUGGAUCCAAUGGUGGAAAUGUGA
Molecule: messenger RNA, 135 nt
Organism: Racocetra fulgida
Lineage: Eukaryota; Fungi; Glomeromycota; Glomeromycetes; Diversisporales; Gigasporaceae
Source: the annotation of a GenBank genome assembly